Messenger RNA from Emericellopsis cladophorae, 1536 nucleotides. Its product is annotated as putative Lactose permease. Gene Ontology annotation, biological process: carbohydrate transport; transmembrane transport. The record is from RefSeq and is a predicted model, not a curated record. The transcript is spliced from 2 exons. The coding region runs from base 1 to 1536 and encodes 511 amino acids. Lineage: Eukaryota; Fungi; Ascomycota; Sordariomycetes; Hypocreales; Bionectriaceae. Gene Ontology annotation, cellular component: membrane. Gene Ontology annotation, molecular function: carbohydrate:proton symporter activity.
AUGGCUCCGUCAGCUGCCCAAGCCACGGAGGGCAUCGUGGCACCCCUUGACCCAAAGUCGAUGCCCCCUUUCUGGAAGCGGAAGAACGGCGUUCUGCUGUAUUUCCUGCUCACCUCGUCGCUGCUGGCCAGUGCUGCCCUUGGCAUCGAUGGUAGCAUGACAAAUGGCAUGCAAGUCCUUCCGACGUGGCAAGAGGAAUUCAACCAUCCGACAGGUUCCGUUCUUGGCUUCUUUGGCGCGUCGAAUGCCAUCGGCGGCGUAAUUCCCUUUAUCUUCCUCAGCUGGAUAGGAGACAAACUCGGCCGAAGAUGGCCCACGGCACUCGGCUCCAUCAUCAUCAUCGCGGGAGCUUUGGUGCAGUUCUUCUCGACGUCCUUGAACAUGUUCAUCGGUGGGAAGAUUGUUCUGGGGAUCGGCUCAUCACUAAUCCAGAUGGGCGCGCCUGUCCUGGUCACCGAGCUCAGCCAUCCGAAAGAACGUGUGAUGGCAACGACCUUUUACAAUACAUCGAUUCCACUUGGCUAUGUCAUUGGAGCCUGGGGCACCUAUGGGUGUUUCCGUAUCAAGGGCCAGUGGUCUUGGAAGCUGCCUGUCCUGAUCCAGGUCGUCCCCUCGGCAUAUCAGCUCUGCCUCAUUUUCUUCUGCCCAGAAUCGCCACGAUGGCUCAUUGCCAAGGGCAAGACCGAAAAGGCACGCGAGAUCCUCGUCAAGUACCACGGGGAAGGAGACAGCGAUUCCGCACUCGUAAACUUUGAAUUUGCCGAAAUCCAAAAGGUCAUUGCCGAGGAACUGGAGCAAGACAUGACGUGGAAUGCUUUCUUCUCCUCCAAGGCCAACCUCAAGAGAAUUGCGCUUUGCUUUGCCACGGCCGUCUUCAGCCAGAGCUCGGGCAACCUUCUGGUGUCCAACUACCUGACGCAGAUCCUCAGAGACACUGGCAUUAAGGAGGACAAAGACAUCACAUUGAUCAACUGCAUGGUGACCCUCUGGCAGUACAUUGUCGCGCUCGGAGUGACAGUCGUCAUUGACCGUUUCAAGCGCCGCACCUUUUUCUUGACGGGAUCGGGCGGCGUCCUUGUCACCUUCGUUGCGUGGACUAUUGCGGCUCAGCAGUACCUGGAACACGAUUCCAUCGCUGCUGGGCGCGUUGUGCUGGCUUGCAUUUUCCUCUUCCAAGGCUUCUACACCUGCGCGUGGACCAACCUCAUCGUCACAUACCCUCUUGAGCUUGUCACCUAUCAGAUGCGCGCCAAGACAUGGGCUUUCGUGCUUCUGACGAUUCAGGUCGCGUCCAUCUUUGGAGGAUACGUCAAUCCCGUUGGCUUGGAGAACAUUGGGUGGAAGUUCUAUAUCUACUAUUGCGUAUGGGUGGCCUUUGUCUUUGGGAUUGUGUACUUCUUCUUCGUGGAGACGUCUGGACCUACAUUGGAGGAGCUGGCGUACCUCUUUGAAGGUAAGGAGGGAAUGGAGCGGAAUAUUCAGGAGGUCAAGGUGGUACAAGAAGAGCAUGAGGAGCUAGAGUAUAAGAGGGUCUGA